This is a messenger RNA of Nothoprocta perdicaria, 1534 nucleotides long. RefSeq names its product leucine rich repeat containing 75B (gene LRRC75B). The record is from RefSeq and is a predicted model, not a curated record. The transcript is spliced from 4 exons. The coding region runs from base 1 to 996 and encodes 331 amino acids. Lineage: Eukaryota; Metazoa; Chordata; Aves; Tinamiformes; Tinamidae.
AUGGGCUCGCGGCUGAGCCGGCAGAGCAGCCUGGAGGAGGACGGCGGCGCCGAGGAGCGCGGCGGCCGCGGCGACUUCCAGCUCUCGUCGCUGCUGCUGCACCCGCAGAAGCUGCCCGGGGUGCUGCGGAGGAGCCCGCCGGCGCCCUACGUGCGCAGGGUGGGCUGGCUGCGGGAGAUCCAGGCCACGCUCCGCGAGCAGCAGCGCGAGCGCGCCGUGCACAUCCUCCGCCUGCUGCGCAAGGACCUGGGCCUGGAAGGAACGUUCCUCAAUGAAGUGCUCUACAAAAACGCAACCUUCCUUAACUUGGUGGAUCCCAUCUCACACGACUUGCUGAUGAGCCUCGCUAGAGAUCUGCAGUGUCCCAAGAAGGAAUACGACCCCUGGAAGUCCUCGGACAGGAUCUGCCGGCAGCUCAUCUACCACCUCACGCCGCACUCCAAGCGCCCCCGGCACGGGCUGCCCCGCAGGAAGAGCCAGGCCUGCCUGAAGACCAGCCUGCAGAAGAAGGUGAGCCAAGACUCCAUGGAUUUGUCGGGGAUCCCGCUGACCAUGCGGGAUGUCCACCACAUGGCCUACUACCUGCAGAACAACGGCGACCACCUCACCUCCAUGGACCUGAGCUUCACCGAGCUCAACGAYGACAUGGUGCGGCUGCUGCUGCCCUUCCUCUGGGCGCUGCCCAAGCUCACCCACCUCUCCCUCAACGGCAACCGGCUCACGCGGGCCACCAUGAAGGAGCUCACCGACGCCAUGAAGGACAUGAGCAAGUUCCCUUGCCUGGCCUGGGUUGACCUCGGCAACAACGUGGACGUCUCCUCCAUGCCGCAGCCCUUGCUCGUGGGCCUGCGCAAGCGCCUCAGCCAGCAGACCACACUGCCCACCAUCUACGAGGCGCUCGACUGCGACUCGGAGCUCUCCACCGGCCGCGAGGAGGAUGAGGGAAGCCAGAGCUCCCCGCCACGUCCUUUCCCCCAGCAGGGCUGCGAGAGGUGACUGGGCAACGGGCCGGCACGUCGAGGCCGCGCCACGGAGGAGUCUUGAGGACCACCACCGAGCAGAGGGCCACCUCCACCGGCUUCCUUUGGCGCUUUUCUCCUGCCUGGUCUGACAUCUCCCCCCAACUUGCUGUGAGACGAAAACCUGCCGUCCUCCCGCUCCCUCCCCUCGCUGUCAACCCCAUCGCCCACGUUCCGGAGAGGAACCAGUGACUUACAGUGAACCUGGUCCCCAGGCUGGGUCUCACUGGAAGAUGGGAAAAAGACCUGACGGAGUCAAGAACAUCCUCCAACAGCCAUUGGGUUGAGGGAAAGGGAUGGGGGAGGAACCUAAGCAGAAAGAGGCUUGUAGAUUACUUCAUUUCUUCCUUUUCCUAUGAACCUUGGAAACUUUGGGACCGGCAGUCUUGAGCGUGAAAGGAGGCACCCCAAGAACCUCACUGUUGUGGAGCUUAGUUAAAGGGCUCGGAGGCCAGAGGCCGAGCCCGGCAGUGUGUCUCCCUCUUGUGUCUGCCUCCUUUUGUGUUAGUUUUUUU